AUGCCAACCCCAUUCGAUAUUCUGAUCAUCGGCGGUGGACCUGCCGGUCUCAGCACAGCAUCAUCCAUCGUUCGCCAGAGCCAUCCCACCCUUAUAAUCGAUUCCGGCAAAUAUUGUAACGACAAUCGUUACAUGCAUACAAUUCCGACUUGGGAUCAUGCCCCGGCUGGUGAUUUCCGUGCCGCGGCUAGAAAAGAUUUCGACCGUUACAAUACCGUACAAUUUGAGGACCGCGAGGUUUCCACUGUCAAGAAAAUUGAAUCUGGAUCUUUUCAGGUCACCUGCACUAAUGGAAUGAUUUUUGAAGGCCAUAAAUUUGUGUUGGCUACGGGUGUUGUCGAUGUCCUGCCCAUGAUUGAGGGCUAUGCUGAAUGUUGGGCUAUGGGCAUUUUUCAUUGUCUCUACUGUCACGGAUGGGAAGAGAGAGAUGUACUUUCAUCGGGUAUUCUUGCCGAGGGAGAAAUUGCAAAUGUCAUUAUAUCACUACAUGUAGCACGACAAGCACUUCGACUCUCGCGCAAAACCACCAUCUACAAGCUCGGCAACCAACAACUAGCAUAUAUCAAACUUACUAGGGAGCCGCGUACUGCUGUGUUGAAGCGAUAG
Messenger RNA from Sclerotinia borealis F-4128, 606 nucleotides. The record is from the annotation of a GenBank genome assembly. Lineage: Eukaryota; Fungi; Ascomycota; Leotiomycetes; Helotiales; Sclerotiniaceae.